CAGAAUCAAGCCACAAAAAAGGUGAUGGAAAAACUUCUUUCAAACCGGUUCAAUGAUGGAUCUAUCCCUGAGGAUUAUAUAUUCCCACCAGAAUCAAGACCAGGGAACAUCAAAAUUCCCUUCAGCAGUAACAUCCCAAUCAUUGAUCUCAAUGAAGCACAGAGCAAUAGAACCAACACAAUUCAGAAAAUUAUCAAGGCCUCUGAGGAGUUUGGAUUCUUUCAGGUUAUCAAUCAUGGAAUCUCGAUGAAUCUAAUGAAUGAAACAAGGAGUGUUAUAAAGGAGUUAUUUCAGUUGCCGGCUGAGGAAAAGCAAAAAUUAUGUUCAGAUGAUCCUUCGAAGCAAUGCAGGAUGCUUACUAGCAGUGCCAAUUAUGCAACUGAGAAAGUUCAUCAAUGGCGAGACAGUUUUAGACACCCGUGUCAUCCUUUGGAGCAGUGGCAGCACCUGUGGCCUGAAAAUCCAACUAGAUACAGGGAGUGUAUUGGGGCAUGUUCAGUUGAAGUGAAAAAGUUGGCUUCAAGGAUCUUGAGUUUGAUUAGUGAAGGGCUUGGUCUGAAGUGUGGAUAUUUUGAAAACGAUCUUAGUGGAUCAAUGGGAUUGGGAAUUAACUAUUAUCCAGCGUGCCCUGAACCAAGUUUGACAUUAGGAAUAAUUAAGCACUCAGAUCCUAACCUCAUAACCAUAUUAAUGCAAGAUGAUGUAUGUGGACUUCAAGUAUUCAAGGAUGCAAAGUGGAUCGCUGUUGAGCCUCUUCCCCAUGCUUUUGUGGUGAACAUAGGCUACCAGUUACAGAUAAUGAGUAAUGGAAAGCUACGAAGUGCAGAGCACAGGGCAGUGACAAAUUCACGCGAUGCUCGCACAUCCGUUGCCUUUUUCGUGUCUCCAACAGAGGAAAGUAUGAUAGAACCAGCAGAAGCUCUCACUGAUGAACACCAUCCACCACUUUUUAAGUCUUUCAAAUACAAAGACUUCCAUGCAUACUAUUUUCAAAAACAUGGUGACACAGAAGUAGUGCUGAAAUCAUUUGAGGCACAAAGAAAUUAACCCAAAUGUUGAAAGCAAAUGGCAUGCUAUGAUUUCAUUAUCACUGAUGUAAUUAAUGGUGCCAACC
Molecule: messenger RNA, 1114 nt
Organism: Abrus precatorius (Indian licorice)
Lineage: Eukaryota; Viridiplantae; Streptophyta; Magnoliopsida; Fabales; Fabaceae
Product: protein DOWNY MILDEW RESISTANCE 6-like
Exons: 4
Coding region: 25-1047 (340 amino acids)
Source: RefSeq, a predicted model, not a curated record